UAUUAUUUUCGAGAACAUGUCUCUAUGAUUGCAGAGCAGAAACUCUCUAACAUGGCUUUGAUGUUUUCUUUGACUAACUCUUCCUCUUAACGUUUCAGAAUAGUAGCACACAACAAUCACUACAACUUUUGUCACAUGCUUGUAUAUGUUUUGUCGAUAUAAACAUAUACAAGCAUUUCGUAUAUGUUUUGUCGAUAUAAACAUAUACAAGCAUUUCGUAUAUGUUUUGUCGAUAUAAACAGCUAAGCCCCUCUUGGUGCUUCUCAACACUAUACGUGCCGUGACUCUCUUUCUCUCUCUCGUGUAGACUAAUUCGAAGUCGCGCCCACGUUUCUUUGCGCAUUUCGUGGACACAACUGUACUAUUUUUCCUUCACAAAGGAACAUUUGGGAAAUCCAGUGGAAAUCGAAAAUUCCAACGUGUAAGUGGGAGAGAAAGGUAAGACUUACUUGAGUCUUGAGCGUCAGACUUUUUUUUGUUCUUUUUCUUUUUUCAAUUAUUCAUUCUGGUGAUCCGAAUGUACUGCAUUUGGCCAUGAAAAUUUAGGGUUGGAGAUAAUAUUUGUAAAUCUGGAUGUUGCCUAUAUCAGCUUAGAAAUCUGGUACUUUGUUGAUCUGUUUUUUUUUGUUUCUGGUUCAAAAUCUUGGAAUUGGUGAUCUGGGUUUUGCUCACAUUAGGUUUUCCCAGUUAGAUUUUGAUUGGUUUUUGUAAUAUUACCAAAUUCUCGGCCGAAAUUGAAGUUUCUUCUAGGUAUUUUGGAGAACUUGAGUAUUUAUAGCGAAGGACUUUGAAUAAUUGGAGGAAUUCUUGGGUUGAAUUCUGCUAUUGAAUGAAGUUUGUGUUGUAUGUAGUGAGAAAAAGGAUUGGACUUUGGUGUUGUUUAUUAUGCCAACAUACAUAUGGAUGUAUAGGUGAUUAGAUACAAAUUUCAUUUUCAAGGGGAGUUUGUUAGAAAGAUGGCCCCAACAUCACCUUCUCCAAACUCUUCACCACCUCCUUCCUCUUCUCCUUCAAAUUCUUCAACCACUGUACCUCCUCCUCCUGCAUCAUCUCAGCCCAAUCAGACUCCUGACACACCGGCUCCUUCAACCCCUACUAACUCCUCAACCCCACCUCCCCAAUCUCCUCCAGUGGCAGUUCCCACUGCGUCUCCUCCGACCCCACCAUCAUCACCAUCGUCACCUCCACCAUCAUCACCUCCACCAUCUCCACCAUCAUCACCUCCACCAUCUCCACCACCUUCACCUCCUUCUGCUCCUCCUCCAGCUACAAAUUCUCCGCCCCCUUCACCACCGUCCUCGUCUCCUCCCAAAGCCUCACCAGCCCCUCCAGUGGCAACCUCAUCGCCUCCUCCAGCCGCUUCAUCUACUCCGCCCCCUCCAGCAGAAGUCCCAUCGCCACCUUCCUCCAAUUCUCCACCUCCACCACUUGCAAAGCCACCAAAAAGUUCUCCUUCAGCUCCUCCUCCAUCUGGUUCUCCACCUGCUCCUCCACCCUCAACGAACUCUCCUCCAAGUUCCACAUUAUCUCCUCCUCCUGUCCCCUCAUCAUCUUCGCCGCCUUCUAUCUCUCCUCCUGCUCCUCCGGCUUCAACAGGUUCCCCUCCAGGUUCUACAUCAUCUCCUCCUCCUGUCCCCUCAUCAUCUUCACCGCCUUCUACCUCUCCUCCUGCUCCUACUAGUAAUUCAUCAGUCCGAGGGUCUGCCCCUUCAUCUCCAUUACCCUCUAUACCUGCAGCUAAACCAACUGCAAAGUCAACUGUUCCUGGUUCAAAUGUAACAGCAAAUGCUACAUCCAGACAUACGGGUGGGAUCAAGGCUGGAGGUGCAAUUGCAAUUGGCAUUGUCAUUGGUUUUCUGGUACUUAGUCUUGUUUUGAUGGCUGUGUGGUUUACACACAAACGAAAGAAAAGGGGACCUGAGAAUGGUGUGCCUUCUCCAUUUGCUUCCUCCCAAAAUUCAGGUUCAUUAUUCCUAAGGCCCCAGAAUUCUAACCUAGCUGGAAGUGCUUCUGGAAGCAACUUCGUGUACUCUACAGAGCCCGGCCUAUACGGCAAUUCAAGGUCAUGGUUCACAUAUGAAGAACUAGCUGAGGCUACAAAUGGGUUUUCAGCUCAAAAUCUUUUGGGUGAGGGUGGGUUUGGUUGUGUUUACAAAGGAUACCUCACAGAUGGAAGAGAAGUAGCUGUUAAACAGCUAAAGAUUGGUGGUGGACAAGGGGAGCGUGAGUUCAGAGCAGAAGUCGAGAUUAUCAGCCGAGUACACCAUCGCCAUUUGGUUUCACUUGUGGGUUACUGUAUACAAGAGCAUCAAAGAUUGCUUGUCUAUGAAUAUGUUCCAAACAACACCCUUCAUUAUCAUCUCCAUGAUGAAGAUCGGCCAGUUAUGGAUUGGGGUACUCGAUUUAAAGUUGCUGCUGGCGCAGCUUGUGGAUUAGCUUAUCUUCAUGAAGAUUGCCAUCCCCGGAUUAUUCACAGGGAUAUCAAGUCAUCAAACAUUCUCUUGGAUAACGACUUUGAAGCUCAGGUUGCAGAUUUCGGACUUGCAAAACUAGCAUUGGAUGCGAAUACACAUGUGACCACACGUGUGAUGGGAACCUUUGGAUAUAUGGCUCCAGAGUACGCAUCAAGUGGCAAAUUGACUGAAAAGUCUGAUGUGUUUUCGUUCGGAGUUGUGCUUUUAGAGCUCAUUACUGGUCGCAAGCCUGUGGAUGCAUCUCAGCCGUUGGGUGAUGAGAGUCUAGUUGAAUGGGCUCGACCUUUGCUUACUCAAGCACUAGACAGUGAAGACUUCGAAGGGUUGGUAGAUCCAAGGCUGGAAAAGAACUUCGUUCAAAGUGAGAUGUUCCGGAUGAUUGAAGCAGCUGCAGCUUGUGUGCGUCAUUUAGCUUCAAAGAGGCCACGAAUGAGUCAGGUGGUGAGAGCUUUAGAGUCCAUAAGUGAGUUCUCAGAUCUUACCAAUGGAAUGAGACCUGGACAAAGUGAAGUCUUUGAUUCAAGACAACAAUCUGCACAAAUCAGAAUGUUCCAGAGGAUGGCAUUCGGAAGUCAAGACUACAGUUCCGAAUUUUUUAACCAAUCCCACAGUAGCUGGAGAAGUUGAGAUUGCAGUGAAUGGCAUACAUCAGCACCCAUUGGAUCAUCAUGGACACAAGAGUAACCGAGACUAGUAUAAACCUCACUGUGGCAUCAUGAAGCCAACAGCAAGUUAUUAACAUUUACUUAAAAACAACAUUUUUUUGAAAGGGUGCAAGCUUUUCUUUGUCUCAGAAUUAUAUUUGUUCCUUCCAUUGAGAUUGAGUUCUUGUAAUUAGUUUCUAAUGUGCAUUUUUUUCCCUGCAAUUUUGUUUUCUCUGACAUGUUGCUUGUAUAGAUUUUAGAUGAAAUUAAUAUUAUCAUUAUUAUUAUAUUCUUUA
Cornus florida is the source of this 3414-nucleotide messenger RNA. RefSeq names its product proline-rich receptor-like protein kinase PERK8. Gene Ontology annotation, biological process: protein phosphorylation. Gene Ontology annotation, molecular function: ATP binding; protein kinase activity. Lineage: Eukaryota; Viridiplantae; Streptophyta; Magnoliopsida; Cornales; Cornaceae. The coding region runs from base 957 to 3101 and encodes 714 amino acids. The transcript has 8 exons. The record is from RefSeq and is a predicted model, not a curated record.